Neoarius graeffei (lesser salmon catfish) is the source of this 978-nucleotide messenger RNA. RefSeq names its product ribosomal biogenesis factor (gene rbis). Gene Ontology annotation, cellular component: nucleolus. Lineage: Eukaryota; Metazoa; Chordata; Actinopteri; Siluriformes; Ariidae. The transcript has 4 exons. Gene Ontology annotation, biological process: ribosome biogenesis. The coding region runs from base 104 to 400 and encodes 98 amino acids. The record is from RefSeq and is a predicted model, not a curated record.
ACCACACUGAGUACAAGAAGAAGAAAAUGCUGCGGUUAUGUCACUCUGAACACAUGUGCUGAGACGGUAGAAGAAGAAUAUUUACUCACUUUUUCAGGAAAGCAUGGCGAAAAAUAAACAGAAGGGUAAAAAACAGCAGAAUGUGUUCCAAGUGGCUAACAGGCAGUCCAAGCCCAAGUCCAAAACUAAGCCGGUGAAGACUUCAUUAAAGCAUAUAAACACCCUGAAAAAAGAGAAAGUGGAGAACUUGAAUCAGAUGUUCUCUGAGGUGCAGAGGGACAUGAAAAGUAUCUCAAAAUCUACAGCCAAAGAAUCUACAGAAAAAACACUGACCUCCAGGGAGAAACUGCAGGAGUCUGUGAAUGUGGAUGGAGCUGCCCAACUUUUGUCUCAACUUUAGUGAUGCAUAUUGUUCCAAACAAAGUCUCAUGAACAAGAUCUGCACACAUUACAUGAAAUUAGUUAAUCAAACAUAAGGUCUGGAUCAAAUGAAUACGCCUAUGUAGGAAAAUUAUCUCAAGUCAGAGUUCAUGUAAUAAAUGUGUUCACAAUAUGUAUGCCUGUAUAUUCAAGGAUAAUUGACAUUCAAGCCUGAAUGACAGCAGGUGCUUAAAAGGAGUAAGUUCCUGAAUUUGCAGUUUGUAUCAUGUAUUUAAAUGUUAGCUGGUCUGUUUACCAAAAUGAUGAGGGCUUCAGGUAUUUUAUAGUGUUUUUGUCAUUCCAAGAUCAAUAAGACAAAAUGAAUGAGUUCUGCUUAGUAAAUACAGAAAUGGGUAUAAUUCAGCAGCAUGAUCAUCUUGAAAUGGACAUUUGUACAGUUUUGAAAUCAUGAGAUUUGGUAUGUUGAGAAUACAAACUUUAAAACUGGUUUAAAGUGUACAUUUCCAAGUGACAACUUAAAUUUGUAUAGCUUUGAUGUGAUAAAUUUAAGGCAUUUGUGAUGGUCAGUAUUUUAUUAAAGAAUGCUUUUAAUUUAAA